Closterium sp. Yama58-4 is the source of this 444-nucleotide messenger RNA. The record is from the annotation of a GenBank genome assembly. Lineage: Eukaryota; Viridiplantae; Streptophyta; Zygnematophyceae; Desmidiales; Closteriaceae.
AUGGAUGCACCAUUCCCAGCCGUUCGCCUGUUCAUUGUUGGGCUCCGACGCUCCGACCCUUGUCGCCGUCAGCAGAAUCAUUUCUCUGUCAGAAGCAACGAUUUCGCCGUCAGAAGAUGCGAUUUCAGCGGUUUAGAGUCUCCGCUGCGCCUUCCGUCUGUCAACCUCUCCGGCAGCUCAAGCACACCGUGGUCCUGUGGUCCACCCCUCGCCUUUCGCCAUCCGUUCGCAUCAAGCAUGGCGAUUCGCCAUCCGUUCAUAUCAAGCAUGACAGAAUUUCAAGCUGCUACGUGGGGAGCAUCAGGUGGCGCCUGGAGGGCCGCCGUGCUGUCAUGGGGUCUCCUGGAGCGCACCUCUUCCCGCCUGCUGCACCAACUGGCUGCUCCUCCCGCUACCCAUGAAGAGCAUUACUGCCUGCCUCCAGUGGUACGGCUACUUGCUUGA